Prorocentrum cordatum is the source of this 3801-nucleotide messenger RNA. NCBI's taxonomy places the organism in Eukaryota, Dinophyceae, Prorocentrales, Prorocentraceae. The record is from the annotation of a GenBank genome assembly.
AUGGCGUCCGACCCCUUCCCCCUGGUGCUGCCCUCGGACUUCUUCGAGGAGACCAGCCGAGAGCGCCCGGCGGGCCGCCGCGCCGCUCGCCGUCGCACGAAGCGGGACUGGACGCGCCAGGCGACCGAGGACAUCUUCUCGAGCCUGAACGCGCUGGCCGCCGCUCGAGCGUCACACACCCUCCAGCCUGGACGGGUGCGCCAGACUUCGACGCUGACCCCUUCGCAGGAGUCCGCGCUUGGCCGAGUGAUUCGAUCGGUGGCUCGACAUGGUCCGCCUCCGCCCGACGCUCGGCCUCGAGAGGCCUUUCAGGAGCUUCUCAAGUCCAGCAACAUCUACUCCGAGGAGGGUCGGCUCACGGUUCGGCCCUUCGUUCAGGACAAGGUCUCCCUCUUGCAGGGCUCGGUGGAGCCUCGGGAGGCGCUCGACCUCGUCCCAGAUCACGUUCGACAAGUUUUGAUGGAGCCCGAGAGGUUCCUGGAGCGACACUCCGACGAACUCGCCGACGAGCCCCACAUCGAGCCGUACUGGGAUCCUCUUCUGAACCCGAGGGUCCGCGCCAACCACCCGCGCCUGCUCGCGCUGCUGAAGCGUCUUGCCGACAUGGGGAUCGCGGUGGCUACUCGUCGGAAGAAGGCCACGGUGGGGCUGUUCUUUGUCGAGAAGAAAGGGGAUCGCCUCCGCGUGAUCGUGGACGGCCGGCAGCCCAACCAGUACCAUCGGCUGCCCCCUCAGACCAGCAUGGCUUCAGUGGAGGCGCUCGCGUCGGUGCAGGUUGGGGCCGACUGGCGACAGCGCUGCUCGAUGAAGUCGGACGAGGCCGCUCUGUACGCGGCCACGGUCGACCUGAAGGACGGCUUCCACCAGUUCAAGAUCCCGCACCUGUCCGAGUGGUUCGUGUUCGACAUGCCGGGGGUCCAGGCGAAGGACCUAGGCGUGUACCAGGUCUACGACGGCGACGCGAAGGCCUUCGUGGACGUCGCCCCGGACGACUACGUGUGGCCGGCCUACGGCGGACUGGCGAUGGGCUGGUCCUGGGCGUUGUGGAUCUGCCACGAGACGCUGGCUCAGGUGAUGCGAUCCUCGGCAGGUCCUCGCGACGCUAUGGUGCUGGACAAGGCGCCAGCGGCCCAGCUGGAGCCGGGGAUGGUCGGGGAUCUACCCUACGUCGACAACGCCAACAUCAUCGGUAUCGAGCAGGACCUCGUGCAGGACCGACUCGAGCGCAUGACGACGGCUCUCGACCAGCUGGGUUUGAAGUGGCACGAGAGACAGGACGCGGGCAUCGAGGUCGAGAUCCUGGGCGUUAUCGUCGAUGGCGUGCAGGGCCUGGUUCGUCCCAAGCCGAAGCGCCUCUGGCGGCUGCACGGGGGCUUGACCUUUCUUCUGAGAUGGCGCAAGGCCGCGGGUUGGCAGAUUCGUGCUGUUCUGGGCCACCUGGUGUCCUUCUUCCAGCUGAUGAGACCAGGGCUCUCGAUCUUCCGGGUCUUGUACGACUUUGUCCAGCAGGACCUCGGCACGAUCCGCGAGCUGCCGACGGCCGCGCUGCACGAGCUGAAGGUCGCCAGGUCGCUGCUCUUCAUGGCGGUGGGGCGCUGGGGGUUGCCCCCUUGCCCCGUCGCCUUCAUGACGGACGCUUCCAUGAAGGGCUACGCACUCUUGGAGACCGAUGCGAGGCCCGGGGAGGUUCGCGAUCUCUGCCGCUUUCGGGAGCGAGCUCGCUUCAGCCGUCGGGAGAAGUUCGUGGAGCGCGAGCACGACGGCUUCAAGGGCUCCAUGGCGAUCGGCGACGCUGGCGAGGGCUGGUGGGACGGGCUACUCGAGCGGAGCCGUGCCCGCGGGCCCGUGCCGGAGCGCUGCCGAGUCGAGGUCGACUCGGGCUGGCGACCACCGCCGCUGCCCGACGACUUCGUCGACCCCGGGCGCUGGGAGCUGGUCGUCGCUGGGGCCUGGCGGGAUGCGAGCCGCAUCCACGACUACGAGGCGCGCUGCGGGCUGAUGGGCCUGGCUCGAGCUGCCAGUCAUCCGCCGUACCACGACACGGAGCUCCUCUCCGCAGGGGACAACAUGGGCUCGGUCUUGGCCUUCGAGAAGGGCCGCGCGGCCAGCAGGGAGCUCCUCGCACAGUGCCGGCGGGCGGCCGCGCUGCAGCUGGCCUCCGGCAUCGUGUGGCGGCAACGGCACGUCGAGGGGGUGCGGAACGCGGCGGACUACAUGAGUCGGGCGGCGGACCGCGGGCUGUUGCAGCCCGGCCAGGUCGGACAGAGGCCUCGACGGGGCCGGCGCUUCUUCCUGGAGAUCUUCUCGGGCAAGGGGUACCUGACGGGGGCCAUCUUGGAGGCUGGGCUGCGUGCAGGGGCUCCCAUGGACCUCGCGAAGGGCCCGCAGUUCGACAUCACGGACCCGAAGGUCCAGAAGGUUGUCAUCGGGUGGGUCCGCUCCGGCGCCAUUUGGCUCAUGCAUCUUGCGACCCCGUGCGCGCGGUGGUCGAUCGCACGUUCUUCGGGCACCGCAGAACCCGCGGGAGGACUGGCCGCGGCUCGCUUCACAGUUCGCCUGAUCCAGGAGUGCCGACGAUCCGGGGUCCACUUCACUCUCGAGAAUCCUCAGCGGUCGCGCCUCUGGACGUGGAGACCUCUGGCGAGGGCGCUUCGGGCGUCAGCUUCAACGUUGGUCGACCUGUGCCAGUGCCGCUUCGGGACGCCCUUUCAGAAGCCUACGAGGCUUGCGGCCUCCCACCCGCUGUUCGCCUCCCUGGCCCGCGAGUGCAGGUGCCGUCGGCAUUGCGAAGUUCUGCAGGGCAAGGUUUUGGUGAAGGGACGCUGGGAGUGGAAGACCAGUCUAGCUGCUGCCUAUCCGCCCAGCCUGUGCCGCGCCAAUGCCGGCGCCGCCCAGCUCCUGGCGCCCCCAGCGGCCGCAAGGCCAGACGGGGAGGCCUACCUCGAGCGCCGCUGGGAGCGACAGCUGGCGUCCGCGUGUGGCUGCCCCAGCGUCGCAGUCGACGCCCCGCACUGCCCGCUCAGGUACCGGCUGCCGUGGCACGGCUGCCAGAGACGCUGGGCAACCGCGGCACGCUACUCCGACUGCGUGGAGGGGCUCCACGACUUUGUCGCCUGCACCGGGGGGAGCCUCUCAGACCCGCGGGCGGCCGACACCACUCUGGAACGCUACUUCGAGUCGCUCUUCCUCGGCGGCGAGGCCAAGGCCAACGCCCGCUGGUGCCUCUACGGGCUGGCCUGGCAGCAGGGCUGGGCAACCAAGGGUGACGCCUUCCCUAAGGCCAAGCAGGCCCUCAAAGGCUGGGACCGUCUCGAGCCACCUGGAAGCCGCGAGCCCGCGGUCUGGGAGGCAGUGCUGGCCGUCGCGGACGAUCUCAUCGGGCGCGACUUCCAGUCCACGCUCGCAGGAGCGCUGCUGCCCGUGGCCUUCGACGGCUACUUGCGGCCGUCCGAGGCGCUGGACUUGCGCGGCGCCGAUGUCUUGCGCCCGCCACGCUCUGGACCCCAGAGGCUGUGGGCGGUGACAGUAGCCCCAGCGACACAGCCAAUCCCCUCGAAGACUAACACGUUCGAUGACACGGUCUUCUUGGGCAGUGCCACCAAGGGCCAGGGCUUCGUAGGCAGCAUUCUUGAUAUCUUGCUGGCACGUGCGGGCCCAGGGCCGCUCUUUGCAGGCUUGACGCUCGCGCAGCUGGAGGCUGCCGUCAGCGCCGCCUGCCGUCGCCUGCAGCUGCCUGUGACGUUUACACCGCACUGCCUUCGUCAUGGCGGCGCCAGCCGAGACGCACUAGAGAAGUUUGAG